Molecule: messenger RNA, 2198 nt
Organism: Trichoderma harzianum CBS 226.95
Lineage: Eukaryota; Fungi; Ascomycota; Sordariomycetes; Hypocreales; Hypocreaceae
Exons: 7
Coding region: 127-1875 (582 amino acids)
Biological process (GO): glutathione catabolic process
Cellular component (GO): plasma membrane
Molecular function (GO): glutathione gamma-glutamate hydrolase
Source: RefSeq, a predicted model, not a curated record
CUUUCCUUCAUCUUCUUCCCUCCAUCUUUCACAAUAUCGUCUCUACUAAUAAGACAACUCACUUUCUUUUUUGUAUUCUUAUAAUACACUUAUCUGCUUUCAUCUCUUGCGGCCUAUUGACUUACGAUGUGGAUAGAAUCACCGGCUGCUCGCGGCCCUCGGCUUCUGGGAUCGCUGCUCCUGGCCAUCACGCUCCCCCAUGCCAUCACCGUCCAGGCGGCUGCUAUACAGCAGGAGAUUAUCUUCCAAAAAGAGACACCAGGACAUGUCGGCGGCGUUGCCAGUGAGAGCAGAGAAUGCAGCGCCAUAGGCAGAGAUUUGCUGGCUAGAGGGGGAAAUGCCAUAGAUGCCCUCGUAGGUACGACGUUCUGUGUUGGCGUUAUUGGCAUGUAUCACUCAGGCAUCGGCGGCGGAGGCUUUGCUGUGGUCCGCGAUGCCAACGGCGAGUAUGAAGCCAUCGACUUCAGAGAAGCUGCGCCAGCCGCGGCCUUUGAGGACAUGUACAAGAACAACGCAAGCGCAAGCAUCCGCGGCGGACUUGCUGUCGGCGUCCCCAGCGAGAUCAAGGGGCUGGAGUACAUGCACACAAAGUACGGCGUCCUCCCCUGGAAGACGGUCAUGCAGGGCGCCAUCCAUGUGGCUCGCAAUGGAUUCCGAGUUUCGAGCGAUCUUGUACGGUACAUGAGUAGCACGUUCAAGGCGGACGGAGGGACUUUUCUCACCAAGGACCCCAACUGGGCGGCAGACUUUGCCCCUGAUGGGGAUUUGGUCAAAGAAGGUGCCUGGAUGACGCGGAAACGCUACGCAGACACGCUUGAGAAGGUUUCCAAGCAUGGCUCUGAAAUAUUUUAUUCCGGAGAACUAGCAAAGACCAUUGUCGACUAUGUUCGACGCACCGGCGGGACAAUGACUCUCGACGACAUGGCGAAUUACAACGUCGUCAUCCGUCCCGUUCACAAUGUGACUUAUCGCGGCCUCACUCUCCAUGGCAUCGGUUCCCCCGCCGGCGGCGCCGUCAGUCUCCAGAUCCUCAAAAUCAUGGAGCGCUAUGACUCGGAAGACUGGUCUGACCAGGACCUAUCCCGCCAUCGCCUCACCGAAGCCAUGCGCUUCGCGUACGCCGCCCGAAUCAGCCUCGGCGAUCCAGAGUUUGUAGAUGCCGAUGUGGAGGGUUUUGAAAAGGAGAUGCUUGACCCGAAGAACAUUGAUGCCAUUCACGAGAGGAUCUGGGAUAAUCAGACGCAUCCUACAAAGUACUACAACCCGGAGGAAUUUUACGUGCCGGAGAACCAUGGCACCUCGCACAUUGUGGCUGCUGACAAGUCUGGCAUGGCCGUCUCCUUGACGACGACUGUCAACCUCCUUUUUGGAGCCCAAAUCGUCGAGCCUAAAACCGGCAUCAUCCUAAACAAUGAAAUGAACGACUUCUCCAUCCCGGGAGUCAGCAACGAAUUCGGCUUCGCCCCCUCCGUAGCAAACUACAUCCGCCCCGGCAAACGCCCCCUCUCCUCCAUCACCCCCAUCAUCGCCGCCUUCCCCAACGGCACCCUCUACGCCGCCAUCGGCGCCGCCGGCGGCUCCCGAAUCAUCUCCGCCACGGCCCAGGUCCUAUGGCACGUCCUCGAUGACCACGACGCCACUCUGGCGGGUGCUCUGCAGCGACCGCGUCUUCACGAUCAGCUCAUGCCGAAUACCGUCCUGCUGGAAGAAAUGUUCGACGAUGAAGUGGCUUUGGGACUGGAGAAGAGAGGGCACAACGUGACUUGGGCUCGGCCGGGCUUGAGUUCCGUACAGGCCGUCAGGAGAUUCACCGACGGUGUGUUUGAGGCGGCGGGCGAGCCGAGACAGAAGAACAGCGCGGGAUACACGCUGUAGAAGGGGGGCAUGGAGUUUUGUGAAAGGGAAGCGUAUGGGUAUGGGUCAAUGAAUAGAGGUUAGACAUUGCAGUGAUACCAUUAGCAUUAGCGCAAACAUUUUGGUUUUCUUCUUGAAUAUGCUCGUCUUGCCGCUUUUUAUUCUAUUCUUGAGUUCUGUCUCCAUAAUCUUUGCCUCAAAAGCAAGCAACAUCUAUAAAUGUACCCUCCGCUAACCAGUCUAUCAAUAAAAGAAAAGGGGGUAUCUCCUAGUUCUAUAUACCUAGCAUUCUGCAAUAAACACGAAACCAAACGAUUAUUCUUCACCUUCUUCUGCAAAGUGCC